AUGGAGGCACAUGAGAAGACAGAUUUGGUGCUGAGGACAUUCAGAUGUCUGAUUGCAGACUUGUGCCAUCAGUUCGGAUGUGGGCACCCAGGCUCCGCCAUGGGAAUGGCAGCCAUCGGUGUUGCACUCUGGAAAUACGUGAUGAAGUACUCGCCUUCGAACCCAGACUUCUUCAAUCGAGACCGAUUCGUGCUCAGCAACGGCCACGCAUGUCUCUUCCAAUACGCAUUUCUUCACCUCGUGGGUUACAAGCAGAUGACGUGGGAGCAAUUGCUAUCAUAUCACUCUGUCUCGUAUACCUCAAUCACUCCUGGACAUCCCGAGAUCGAGAUUGACGGUGUUGAGGUGACGACUGGACCUCUCGGACAAGGCGUCGCCAACGCUGUUGGGCUGGCAAUGGCCAGCAAGAACCUUGGUGCUACAUACAACCGCGACGGAUACGAUGUUGUCAACAACAUGACCUGGUGCAUGAUUGGAGACGCUUGCUUGCAAGAGGGUGUGGGAAUGGAGUCGUUCCAGCUGGCGGGCCACUGGAAGCUUAACAACCUUUGCGUAAUCUACGACAGGAACGAGAUCACAUGCGACGGAUCCGUCGACAUUUGCUCGUCGGACGAUGUUAACGCGAAGAUGCGGGCUGUUGGGUGGAAUGUCUUGGAAGUCGCAGACGGGAACCACGAUGUGGAUUCGAUUGUCAAGGCGCUUGUUCAAGCUCGUGCUUCGAAGGACAAACCGACAUUCAUCAACAUCCGAACAGUCAUUGGUGUUGGUAGCCAGGUGGCCGGUGACGCGAAGGCCCAUGGAGCGGAUCUGGGUGAGAAGGAUGUUGCACAUGUCAAGCAGACGUACGGCAUGGACCCAGAGAAGACUUUCGUGGUUUCGGACGAAGUGUACGACUACUUCCGCGAAGCUGUACACAGGGGUCAGCAGCUCGAGAAGGACUGGUCACAACUCGUAUCGAACUACUCCAGAGAACACCCAGAGCUCGCCGCUGAGUUCGACAAGCGAGUCAAAGGCGAGUUCCUCGACGACUGGACCAAGCUGAUCCCCAAGCUCGACGAUCUCCCAACGGAAGAUACGCCCUCGAGGAAGUCGGCUGGUACCGCACUCCAGCCCAUCGCUGAGAAAUGCAGGAACGUCUUAGUCGGUACCGCCGACUUAACACCCUCAGUCAACAUGGCCUGGAAAGGCAAAGUCGACUUCCAAAACCCCGACCUCAGAACCGCCUGCGGCAUCAACGGCGACUACAGCGGGCGAUACAUCCACUGGGGCAUCCGCGAACACGCCAUGGCCUCGGCCUCCAACGGCAUGGCCGCCUUCAACAAAGGCACAUUCCUCCCGGUAACCUCCUCCUUCUUCAUGUUCUACAUCUACGCCGCCCCGGGCGUGCGCAUGGGCGCCUUGCAAAACCUCCAAGUCAUCCACAUCGCCACGCACGACUCGAUCGGCACCGGCGAAGACGGCCCCACGCACCAACCCAUCGAACUCGCCGCGCUCUACCGCGCCAUGCCCAACUUCCACUACAUCCGUCCAGCGGACAGCGAAGAAGCCGCGGGCGCCGUCAUCGCCGCCAUCAACGCCACAGAAACCCCCUCCAUGAUCUCCGUCUCCCGCCAAAAAGUCCCCCAAUACCCACAACACUCCUCCCGCGCCGGCGUGCAAAAAGGCGCCUACGUCUUCCUGGAAGAAAAAGACGCCGACGUCACGCUCAUCGGCGUCGGCGCCGAGAUGCGCUUCGCCGUCGAAGCCCGCGAGGCCCUCGUCGCGAAGGGCCUCAAAGCCCGCAUCGUCUCCUUCCCCUGCCAGCGCAUUUUCGAGGCCCAGUCGCGGGAGUACAAGCGCUCCGUGCUGGGCACCGCGCCGCGCGUCGUCAUCGAGGCGUACUCCCCCAACGGCUGGGAGCGCUACGCCGACGCCGGGUACUCGAUGCAUUCGUUCGGGCAGUCUUUGACGGGGAAUGUGGUGUAUGAGCGGUUUAAUUAUAAUGGGGAGAAGAUCGCGGUGAAGGUGAAGGAGUUGGUGGAGGAUGUGAGGAGGGAUGGGGUGGGGAGUUUGAGGGGGGAGUUUAGGGAUAUGAAUGAUUAUGAGAGGGAUGUGCAGUUUGCGGCUUAUCAUAAGAAGCAUUGA
Zasmidium cellare ATCC 36951 is the source of this 2124-nucleotide messenger RNA. RefSeq lists its product as uncharacterized. The transcript is spliced from 2 exons. Gene Ontology annotation, cellular component: cytosol. The coding region runs from base 1 to 2124 and encodes 707 amino acids. Gene Ontology annotation, molecular function: transketolase activity. NCBI's taxonomy places the organism in Eukaryota, Fungi, Ascomycota, Dothideomycetes, Mycosphaerellales, Mycosphaerellaceae. Gene Ontology annotation, biological process: pentose-phosphate shunt. The record is from RefSeq and is a predicted model, not a curated record.